UGUUGGCAAUCUUUGAUGGGGAAGAUGUGUUAAUAGAGGGGCGGGGCCUGUGAUGAUGGUAGGCGGAUCUUAUGUGAGACUAAGACACGCCCCCCACUGAGGAGAGGACUUCCGCCCGGACCGGAGGAGCGUCGUCCUCGCGGAGGAAGACUAACGAGGAGGAGUUGCGAGGAGGGAGAAGAGAGAAGAGAGGAGAAUGUGAAAGUGUUUCUUUCCCCCGCGGAGAAAGCGAGUGUGUCGGGUGGUGCUCUCCUCCUUGGUGGACCACCUUGCACCUGUCCUCGGUGCGCCAUGACUUCCUCUUACAGUGUGGACUUCCUGCCCGACAUGAUGGCGGACAGCCGCCUGCUGCUUCCCGCCCACGCAAUUAACGGCACGGCCGGGAAGAUGAACGGCGCACUGGAGCAUUCGGACCAGCCCGACCCGGACGCCAUCAAGAUGUUCGUGGGCCAGAUCCCGCGCUCCUGGUCGGAGAAGGAGCUGAAGGAGCUUUUUGAGCCCUACGGCGCCGUCUACCAGAUCAACAUCCUGCGGGACCGCAGCCAGAACCCACCACAGAGCAAAGGAUGCUGUUUUGUCACCUUCUACACCAGGAAAGCUGCCCUCGAAGCCCAGAAUGCAUUGCACAACAUCAAGACCUUAACAGGGAUGCACCACCCCAUCCAGAUGAAGCCUGCAGACAGUGAGAAGUCUAAUGCGGUGGAAGACAGGAAGCUGUUCAUCGGCAUGGUGUCCAAGAAGUGCAACGAGAACGACAUCCGGGUCAUGUUCUCGGCGUUCGGGCAGAUCGAGGAGUGCCGAAUCCUGCGAGGACCCGACGGGCUGAGCAGAGGAUGUGCGUUUGUCACCUUUUCCACCCGAGCGAUGGCACAGAAUGCCAUCAAAGCCAUGCACCAGUCUCAGACCAUGGAGGGCUGCUCGUCUCCCAUCGUGGUGAAGUUUGCCGACACGCAGAAGGACAAAGAGCAGCGGCGCCUGCAGCAGCAGCUGGCCCAGCAGAUGCAGCAGCUCAACAGCGCCACCACCUGGGGCAGCCUGACGGGCCUGGGGGGCCUCACCCCGCAGUAUCUGGCGUUGCUCCAGCAGGCCACGUCCUCUGGCAACCUGGGGGCCUUCAGCGGGAUCCAGCAGAUGGCCGGUAUGAGCGCUCUGCAGUUGCAGAACUUGGCCACUUUAGCGGCGGCGGCGGCGGCAGCCCAAAACUCGGCCAGCCCGUCCACCGCCAACGCCCUGUCCUCCAGCGCCGCCUCCCUGGGAGCGUUGGGCAGCCCAGCGGGCACCACCGCCGGCUCCAACGUGGGCGCCAUGAACUCGCUGACCUCGCUGGGCACGCUGCAGGGCCUGGCGGGCGCCACGGUGGGCCUCAACAACAUAAAUGCACUCGCAGGUAGCAUCAACAGUAUGGCGGCGCUCAAUGGCGGGCUGGGCGGCGCCGGGCUGGCUAACGGCGCGGCAGGCACCAUGGACGCGCUGACGCAGGCCUACUCAGGGAUCCAACAGUACGCCGCCGCCGCGCUGCCCACGCUAUACAGCCAGUCACUGCUGCAGCAACAAGGAGCCGCCGGCAGCCAGAAGGAAGGCCCCGAAGGCGCCAACCUGUUCAUCUACCACCUGCCCCAGGAGUUUGGCGACCAGGACAUCCUGCAGAUGUUCAUGCCUUUCGGGAACGUGGUGUCCGCCAAAGUCUUCAUCGACAAACAGACCAACCUCAGCAAGUGCUUCGGCUUCGUGAGCUACGACAAUCCGGUGUCGGCGCAGGCGGCCAUCCAGGCCAUGAACGGCUUCCAGAUCGGCAUGAAGCGGCUGAAGGUGCAACUGAAACGCUCCAAGAACGACAGCAAACCGUACUGAUGCUGAGACCCACCACCUUAGCACUGCUAGGAACAACCAUCUUCACGCCUGUUAGCGCGUCCUUAGCGUGUCUCCCUUGGGCCCCCCCCCCCCAAAAAAAGAAAGAAUCUUUAAAAAAAACAAAAACUAGUCCUCACACGUCCUUUUCUCACCUGGUCCUCCGCCGCCAACGCCUACUGAACUUUUGGGGGGAUUUUUUUUUUUGUAGUUGUUGUUCUUUUUGUGCAUUUCUUUUUUUUGUGCAUGUGACCUCAUGUUUGGGUGGGGGAGGGGCAUGGAAGGUACGGGGGGAAAAAAAGCAUCAAUGUGGAAAAAAAAGCUGCGUUCAUUCUCUCAUUUCCUGGACGUUUUUUUUUUUCCUUUUCCUUCGCCCGUGUCACAGCGUUGCGUUUUCCUCUUCUUCUUGGCGUAACUUUUUGUUCAAAGUAAACUUGAACGUCGGCGGCGGCGGGAACGGGCGCUCCCUCCCCCCCCCCCCCCCCCCUCCCCCGUCCGGGCCGGCGAGAGAAUAAGACUACUUCCGCACAGUUUGGACUGCUCGCGCUCGACGAUGCUUUUUACACUUUUCAGGCCGUGUAAAGUUUUUUGAUAAGGCCAUUUGAAGUGGCCGACUUUCUCAUUCAAAGUCUAUAUAUAGAACCACUUUUUUUCUAGAGUCGUUUCCAGGGGAACAACUCCGAGAAAAACACACACACACA
This is a messenger RNA of Nerophis lumbriciformis (worm pipefish), 2549 nucleotides long. It is a transcript of the gene celf2, whose product is annotated as cugbp, Elav-like family member 2. Gene Ontology annotation, molecular function: RNA binding. Lineage: Eukaryota; Metazoa; Chordata; Actinopteri; Syngnathiformes; Syngnathidae. The record is from RefSeq and is a predicted model, not a curated record.